CCAUUUAUAAGGGCAACGAUUGUGAGAAAUUAAGAGUUACACAUCGGGCUUCACGCGUGCUGGGAUUUCAAAGUUUACCAUGACGAGCUAUUCGACUGGAAGUGUUUUCUUUAUUAUUACUGUUCUGCAGAGUGCCGUCGGGCUACAACCCAAAGAGGUUUGCCUGUUGCAAGUUGAUGAAGGACCGUGCGAUGAUGACAUCAAGCGUUAUUACUACAAUACAAUCACCCAAGAGUGUGAAGAGUUCAGUUAUAGCGGGUGUGGAGGGAAUUUAAACAGGUUUAAAUCCAUGGUGGAAUGCAGGAAAACAUGCUACAGGAUUCCAAAAAUUCCCAAAAAUUGUCGUUUUCAGAAGGAUGUGGGGCCCUGUCGUGCCUCAUUUAAGAACUACUACUUCAAUAUGACCUCCAUGCGGUGUGAACAAUUCAUCUAUGGUGGUUGCCAGGGCAAUGCAAACAACUUUGAAAACAAUCAGAGAUGUAUGCAAUUUUGCAGUCCUAAAAACAAGGUCCCUAUCAUUUGCCAAGACUUUUUGGACCCAGGGAAGUGCUCAGGUUCAACACCAAGGUAUUACUACAACUCUGCUACACAAACAUGCCAGGAGUUCAUGUACACGGGAUGUGGAGGAGGCAGCAAUAACUUUCCGUCAAAACAAGUCUGCAUGUCUGUCUGCAAUAACACUGGAGGUAAACAUUGGGAAAAGCCAAUGAGAAGCGUUUCUAAACAGUACAAGCGUACAAUGGCUCAGCCACGAAUGGCGCAAUGGGCCUAAUACUUGUUCAUGAAUUCACGUGCCGCCUUUUUCACAAAGAUGCUUGCACUAAUUUUACAGUAUACUGUAGAAGUUAAAGUCUAUGAAUGUCUCCUCUCAACAAAAUAGGAAUCUGUUUCCAUUAUAAUGCAGUAUUUGAUUUUUUGUUGUUGCAUAUGUUAUAUCACUAUGUGUACACAUGAUAUUACAUUUUCUUAAAUGGAUAACAAUUUGUUUCAUAUUUUGAUGGAUCUUGCACGUGCAUUUUUUAUUUUUUUUUUGCUUUAUUAAAAUAGAUAAUUUUUUCUUACACUGUUUUUUUUAAGUUACUGACAUUACAUGUUUUACUCUUAACAUGACAAGGACAAGAAGGAAAAAAUGCACGUUUUAUCAGGAUGAAAUUUUUUCAUUUAAUAAAAAACUAUAUUUUUAAAAACAGUUAGUUUGAACACAGUUCAUAUUAAUGAACAUAACUUGAUCUACAUAAAUGCACCUUUGAAUAAGCUAGAAUAAACAAGUAUUUGGAAGAGUUUUAGUUUGCAUCAAUCAAUUUCUAUUCUUUUUGUUUUAUUAAGGAUCACUUCCAAUUCAUGUUUUUCUUUUUUUUCAUCUUGAGUCAGAAUGAUAUCUCUAUUUACAAUUUGAUCUUGUACAAGCAAACACACCAUCAAAGACACAUCAAUAGUAACUAACAUCGCCAUCUGUGCAUUCAUUCUAUGGUUGCCAAA
Xyrauchen texanus (razorback sucker) is the source of this 1479-nucleotide messenger RNA. RefSeq names its product tissue factor pathway inhibitor 2-like. Gene Ontology annotation, cellular component: extracellular region. The record is from RefSeq and is a predicted model, not a curated record. Gene Ontology annotation, biological process: negative regulation of peptidase activity. NCBI's taxonomy places the organism in Eukaryota, Metazoa, Chordata, Actinopteri, Cypriniformes, Catostomidae. The coding region runs from base 80 to 772 and encodes 230 amino acids. The transcript is spliced from 5 exons. Gene Ontology annotation, molecular function: serine-type endopeptidase inhibitor activity.